Mizuhopecten yessoensis (Yesso scallop) is the source of this 5023-nucleotide messenger RNA. RefSeq lists its product as uncharacterized. Lineage: Eukaryota; Metazoa; Mollusca; Bivalvia; Pectinida; Pectinidae. The transcript has 20 exons. The record is from RefSeq and is a predicted model, not a curated record. Gene Ontology annotation, molecular function: protein binding; ubiquitin protein ligase activity. The coding region runs from base 243 to 2645 and encodes 800 amino acids. Gene Ontology annotation, biological process: ubiquitin-dependent protein catabolic process; protein ubiquitination.
ACAAGGUCGUGUUGAUAUUUAGACAUUACGUUAUCGGAAGUAGAAUGACGAAAUUAUUGCAAAUUCGAACACCGUUAGGGGUUUUAAAAUUUCAUAUAAGAUAUUGAGAUGAAUCAUUAGUGAAUUGAUGAAUGAUGUGUUACUACAUUUCGACGUGAUUUUAAAACAUUGAAGAGUAUGAAAUGACACCAAGGGCAAGGGUUAACGAAUAUCCUCCCGGAAGUUAAAGGUUGAAAACAGAAAUGGCAGGCAACACCAGCUACCCUGAUAGUAGAAAUAUUCCUUUGACUUUGACGGCAAAGUAUGCCUCAUCGUGGGGAACAUGGGAAGGAAUACGCGAACUUGUCCAGAACUGGCAUGAUGGGAUAUAUGGUUCCAUUAGCCAGAGAGGAAUUUCCUUGAUUUCUGAAUAUGAGAUUGUUUUUUGUGAGGAAGGAAGCAGUAACAGAUUCAAAGCCUGCCUCGUGAUAUCUGACACAAAAGAAGAAAUACUUCUGGGUCGAUUAAUAUACAACCAAUUAGAAAGCAAGCUGACCCUCAUCAACAGCUUUACCCAACUUCAUAAGAAAAUCCUGUUGCUAGGAUACAGCGGCAAAUCAUCUAGUAAAGAAAUCAUUGGGCAAUUUGGAGAAGGGUUAAAGGUCGGAGCGCUAGCAUUGGUCAGGAAUGGGCAUCUUGUUACCAUGGAAACAUGCAAGGAUCAAUGGAAGUUUGAUUUGAAAUAUAAUGAAGAAUUCGGAGAAAAAGUUUUGACAGUUGUUGUAACAGAGAGAAUUACAAGUGAAGGACUAGAUAGAAUAGGUGAACAAAAAAAUGGAAAUGUACAACCAUCUGAUACAUGUACUACUAUCACUGGAGUUGAUGACUGGAAAACUUAUCUUGCCAGAUUCCUAUUUCUUCAACCGCCAGUAGAAAGUGUGAAAACUCAACUUGGUAGUUUGCUGUUGGAUGAGAGUCUAGCGGGACAGAUGUAUGUCAAAGGAUUGUGGGUAUCUGACCUCAGUCAGGAAGACCUGGCAGCCGGCGUUGAUUUCACUUCCCUCCAACUGGAUCGUGAUAGAAACGCUGUCCCAAAACCGAGUGAAAUCGACCACAUGAUGAGUGGAAUUUGGAUCAAAGCUAUAGAGAGACGACCAGACCUUGUCAAUAGAUACUUUCAUUUGCUGAAAUCUGAACGAUACAGAGAUGUCCGCCAUGCUGCUGAGUACAGUACAGAAGAUUUUGCUAAAUCGAUUGCGUCUGUUUUUCUGAAUGAGUUUGGUGACCAUGCCUUCCCCUUGUUAAAUAGUAGCUCAGCUGAAGACAUGGCCUCUGUCAGUGAAGAACUCCGCCUGAUGACCAUCCUUUGUAACCAGACUAUGUAUGAGAUCCUGAUGAAGUCUGGGUCCUACAGGUCACUGGAGAGUGCUCUGGAGGCAAACAGAGCAAAGCAGAGGAAACCUGUUGCAUUCUUCUCCCUGACCCAAAUUGAAGUCGCUGUGCUGGAAUCAGCUGUAGAGCUAGCGAGACUGGUCGACACUUCGGUGGAUAUUUCCCUGUUGGAUAUAAUAGAAACAAGUCUUACAGAGAGUCGGGCCAUUUCUACUGUACACUGCUACCUUAAAGCGGGAGUUCCGAUUCUGACUAUGAAAAAUACAUGCUCAAGUGAUGGCUCCAGAAUUUCCGUCCCAAGAUGGUACUUGGAUAAAUCUUGUGUUCACAAGAGGGGAUCUCUAUGUGGCAGAACCAACGAAACAAUGGAAAAGGAAGAAUGUAAAUGCUGUGAGGUUGUUCUGUGUGCAGCCAUUCUGGGUCUGAGAAAGCAGGACAUGUACUCUCCUUUCAUGUUUCUUGUUCAGAAAUUGAUUACCAAGAGUUCAAACGGAAAACCACUGAGCAGACGGCAAAAAAUCAAAGAUGGUGUCUCGGACAGGAGCACUUUGAACAAUGAAGUAUUUAUUGCCAGGGAGACGAAAUUAUUGGAGAAGAUACAACAACUGGAGGAGGCUUUGUCAAAAGAAAAACAGAAUGGAAUUGAUAAAUUAGUGAAAGUCAGGAAAAAACUGAAAGAGGCUGAGCAACAUCUGACUCGGAGAGAAAUUUCUGUUAUUGAUGAAGAGGCGCGAAUACAAGAAAGUUAUAAAACAGAAAUUGAACAAUGGAAGAAAAAGUCGCAGGCAAAAUUAGGAGAGCUUGAACGUUCACUGGUGAGGAAAGAUGACAUCAUUGUGAACCUUCAGACAACUGUGGACUUCAAACAAUCACAGCUGACUACAGCACAGAAACAGUUAGAAGCCAGUGAUGCAGCAUCAGAAAGGAAGGUGGGGUGUCUGGUGGAUGAGCUGAUGCACUAUAUAUCACAGAAUCGUAACAGGACAAAAAGUCUUUCAAAAUUAUGUGCGGAGCAGUGCCAAAAUAUUCAAGAGGAUGAGUCAAAGGAGAAAUGGCAGCUACUACAGGAACUAUGUGACACCAUUUUACAGGAGCUACAGGAAGAGAAGGUUCUAUGUUCCGUGUGUAAACGCAAAAGGAAGGAAUGCAUCAUACAGCCCUGUGGUCAUUACUGCUUGUGUGGUCAGUGUGCAGAGACACUUAUGUCCCGCAAUCAAGACUGUCCAAUCUGCCGAUCUAAAAUGGACAUCUGUCUCAAGGUGUAUGAGACUUGACUUUUUUCUGUGAUAAGCAAAGUUGGUGCAAUCAGAUUUUGAAAUAGUAUCGGUAGACUCCUGAGAAAGCAGUGGACAUGCAAUUGGAGAAUGUUUUUUGGGGAUUGGGGCAUUUGGAACGGUCUGGGCAAAUGUUGAGAAAAGGAAAAUAUAUGUCUCUUUUUUUUUAAUUCUCUGUGUUUGGGGGUAUCUUGAGGUCUACCGUAAAAAUUACUUGAUGUUUCAAAAAGUAUGAAUAUUUUUUGUUUUCAAUAUUAUGUAUAUCAAAAUGUUCCUAUUAUAUAUUUGUAAAUUAUGGACUGGUGAUAUUGAUGGAGACAAAGUGGAGGUCAAUAUCACUUGUUCAGGUCGAUAUAACCACAUAUUUACUGAAAUAAAAGUUCUUAAUUGGUGUUUUAGAUGAUAAAUACUUUUUCAAUCAUAAAACAAGUUAGAACAUUUGAAAUUAUUUGGAGGAAAAGUACUGCAUUUGGCAGAAAGUAUUGUGACGUUACAAAUGAAAUGACCUCAUAAAGUGAAUAUUGACCUGUUGUUUCUAAAAAUACUAACAUCGAUUUAAUAUCACAAAUCACGGACCUCCGUGUGAUUAUACAACCAAUGAUGAUGUAGGAGAAUGUGCUGAUCUUAUAGUACUGGCUAUAUUAACAGAGGCAAUGUAGUUUAGUGGUAGGACGGCGCGCUCGAGACCGAAAGGUUGCGGGUUCGAGUCACGUCACGGCACUGUGUUGUAUCUUUGAACAAGAUACUUUACUUUACUUUAGCAGAUAAAAUCUACACCACUAUGAUUUAGCAUUUAUAUAUAUAUAUAUAUUAUUAAAACUUGUUAUGGAAACCAAUCAGAGAGCAGGGUUUAGUGUGAAAAAUAGCAAGCAAUAGGCAUCAACAAUCAAUGUCAUUGAUGCCGUGACGUUACCUUAUUUUGACGUCGCGAGAUCGGAGGGUCCCGGGUUCCAAUCCCGGUAUAUGGCCCUGCAUUUUGCAUUUCCUCUAACACAUUGUCUCUAAAACGUGAGGCGGGGGAGGUACGUUUUUUCAAGGAAACCUUGUCUUUACAAAGAAAACUAUAAUAAAAGAUGUAUACAUUAGCAUUAACGGUCUACCUGAGCGCACAUCUUCGCUAACCUUGAUGUUUGCUGACGACACUAAAUUAUAUAUAAUAGGUGGCGAUACCUAUGAAACUAACUCUUGGUCGGUUAAUGGUUGUUAAUUUUCCAUCCAUAGUUUAGACCGUAUCAACAACAUACUGACAGGGAAGCGCAUGUUCACUAAGUUUUGGCUGACGUUCUGAAAUGUAAUGUCAGCUCAGUUAUUAAGAAACAUGUCGUCUGAAAAGCGUUGUAAAUAUCUACGGCAAGUGACACCACUUGUAAACAAAAGUUGUGGGUGGCAGAGUGUCGCAGUGGAAAGCGCAAAAAAAUCACUGGGAAGGGGGAAUCAUAUUUAUAAGGAUCCCAGCCCCACUAUAGGGACAUGCAAUUUUGGUACAUAUAGUAACAUCCUCUUAAAAUAUAAACAUUAUUUAUUUCACAACAACUUUGAAACAAGUUAUUUCAACUUAUAUUAAUCACUUUUGUUGGCAUUUUGGGAGAAAACCUUGAACGUGGUCUGGCAAGUUACCCCAUACUUUCAACGCCCCCCGCCCCGUUGUAAUCUCUAAAAUCGAUAAGGUACCAGAACGUGGCCUAUAUAACUAAAUCUGUCUUUAAAAGAAAACAACUCUUUCGACACUCGUUCACAGACGUUUAAACAAAACCAAGACAAAGAUGGACAUCCAAACAUUUCGUUUAUUGUUCCUUUUCAUCGCGAAAUCUGAAGGUUUCUUAAUGAAUAAUAUGGGAAGCUUGACACCACUCACUUCCGGUUCCGGUUCUUCAACAACAGCAACCGAAAAACUCGGUAUGGCCGUUUCGUUGAUUUAAGUACAUAAAUGUCGUGUAUUUUUUUAUAAAUUUAACCUUCAUUGAAUGUCAAUGAAGCUUUUUCUAUAAAAUAAGGACAUUUCUAUAAGAGAAUGUUGAAAUUUCUAUAAAAGAUGUGGAUAUUUCUAUAAAAGAUGUGGACAUUCCUAUGAAGACGUGGUUGUUUCUAUAAAAAAAACGUGGACUUUUCUAUAAAAAGAAUAUGUGGGUGUUUUUAUAAAAGACGGAGGUAUUUCUAUAAAAGAUGAUAUUGUUUCUAUAAAGGACAUUGGCAUUUCUAUAUGGAUAAUGAUAUGGACGUUUUGUUUUUUAAAAGACGUAGGCAUUUUUAUACAAUUUCAUUUUGCCUAUCUCCCCCAUAAUAUCUUUUUCUGGUAUAUAUCGUUUAUACAUAAAAAGAAAAACAACUGAUGACGGAACUACUUUUUACACUUCAGAAUGCAAAAUUACAACGCAGCU